Messenger RNA from Impatiens glandulifera, 1001 nucleotides. Its product is annotated as calcineurin B-like protein 1. The record is from RefSeq and is a predicted model, not a curated record. Gene Ontology annotation, biological process: calcium-mediated signaling. NCBI's taxonomy places the organism in Eukaryota, Viridiplantae, Streptophyta, Magnoliopsida, Ericales, Balsaminaceae. The coding region runs from base 183 to 824 and encodes 213 amino acids. The transcript has 8 exons. Gene Ontology annotation, molecular function: kinase binding; calcium ion binding.
AGACAGAGCUUUCUUCUCUUGUUCAUUCUAGAGCAUUUUUUUUUUUUUUUGCUCUUUCUCUCUUUGAUUUCGAAAUUUAGAUUUGAAAAGGGUCCUGUUCUUUUGGCUUUCUCGGUAGGAGAAGUAGUGAAACCUAGGCGCCUGUGCGUGUCUCUGUGUUUCAUUUCUUUCUCUUUCCGUAAAUGGGCUGCUUUCGUUCAACAUUGAGAAAACAAUUUCCUGGAUAUGAAGAUCCUUCUUGUCUAGCUUUAGAAACAUCUUUUAGCGUGAAUGAAGUUGAGGCACUGUUCGAGCUGUAUAAAAGCAUUAGCAGUUCUGUAGUUAAUGAUGGUCUAAUCAAUAAGGAAGAAUUUCAAUUGGCUCUAUUUCAGAACCCAAACAAGGAUAAUCUUUUUGCAAACAGGAUCUUUGAACUGUUUGAUGUCAAACAUAAAGGAGUAGUUGAUUUUGGGGACUUUGUAAGAUCGUUAAGUGUCUUCCACCCGAAUGCCCCUCUAGAAGUCAAGAUUGAUUUUUCAUUUAAGCUCUAUGAUUUAGAUGGAACGGGAUUUAUUGAGCGUAAUGAGGUUAAGCUGAUGUUAAUUGCACUUCUUUGCGAAUCUGAACUGAAACUGGCAGAUGAGACCAUUGAGAUUAUACUCGACAAUACAUUUUUGGAAGCUGACAUGAAUCAAGAUGGGAAGAUUGAUAAAUCUGAAUGGCAUAGUUUUGUUAGUAAAAAUCCUUCACUGAUGAAGAUAAUGUCUCUUCCUUACCUAAGGGACAUCACCACCACGUUUCCAAGUUUCGUGUUCCAUUCCGAGGUUGAUGAGAUUGCCACCUAACAGAUUCAUACGUCGGUUCGGUAUUACUAUUAUGCAGCUGCAUUCUUUACCUGCAACACUUUCUGGUUUGGUCAUUCAUUUCAGAACUAUAUUGUAACCAGCGUUACUUUAAACAGUUAUAAAUAUAAUUCAUGAAAUUGAAUCAAUAAAAAAUGGAGAAAUUGACAUCAACUUCUA